CCUUGGUAUAUAAAGGCACAUCGCAGGGGGAACCCUCCUAAGUGUCUCUCAGCCGCAGCAUGACCAGGACCGAGAGCCUGAGAGUGUGGACUUAACAAAACAAUGCCCAGCCUAACCGCCGACUCACUCAACACACAGCGCUUCAUCAUGGACAAAGAUGACAGGAAGAGAAACAAGAACAUUGGAAAAAACUUUAUGUGCAGACUCCAGUGCAUGUUCUCACACUCGUCCAGCUCGGAGAGCAGGCUAAGUUUAGAAGAUACCCAACAAUGGUCACAGUCACUGGAAAGGCUUCUGGAGUCUAAAUAUGGACUGGCCACCUUUCGUAACUUCCUCAAAUCUGAAUACAGCGAUGAGAAUAUUGAGUUCUGGCUCACCUGUGAGGACUACAAGAAGAUCAAGUCUUCGUUCAGAAUGUCCUCACGAGCCAAGAAGAUUUAUGAGCAGUUCAUCAAAGCAGAAUCUCCUAAAGAGAUCAACAUUGACUAUCACACCCGAGAGCAGAUCAAAAGGAACGUCAAGACUCCCACCAUGCACUGCUUUGACGACGCUCAGAAGAUAGUUUACGGGCUGAUGGAGAGAGACUCGUACCCACGGUUCCUCCGCUCCGACAUUUAUAGAACUCUCCUGGAAAACCUCGCCGCCGAUGCCACGAAGGGAUGAAAGCACGGUCGCGGGGUGAAAGAGAGAGAAAGAGACAGAACGGACAUGAAAACCCAUAACUGGAACGUUUGAGCUCCUUCCAGAGGAAGGACUGACAACAAAGAAGGAAGGAGAGUCGACCUGCGCGGCACACGGACACGCACAGAGGCCUCGCACUAGCUCCAGAAGCAGAUUGUGUCUUAUAGUCACCGGCAGGAUCCCCCACGCUGAGCACCACAGAAGAGACCCAGCCAGCCUCACCGCCCCGUAGUGCGCACCGUGCACGGGAUGAUAACGCUUGCGUUCGUAGGCGAACUGAGCACUUUGUGAAUGAACCGCACUGUCGGCGGAGCCGCGCGUGAGCUUCGCAGCGGACCUCCUUCGGCCUUCUUUGCAGAGGUGUUUCCUGUGCAGAUAAACGAUUGAGGAUGUGAGACUGUGCAACUGUCGCACUCGAUUAGUUGCACGUGUGAGUGUGUUUAGUUGUUAGCAUUGAACUGCCACUGACGCACAACGAGCUGUCACAGAAAGAGCUGGCCGAUGAUUUAAAGACAGAAAUAAGGAGCACGACGAAUCCACAGAGGAGCUCAGAGUCACAUGUCGUCCUGAGUAAAGCAGAAGGCCACGGAGUUCUGCAAGAGGCAUUCUGGGAUACUUUAAAAGGAUAUUUUUUCUAGAUUGGACUGAUGUUUGGAGAGUUUUUUUAGUCUUAGAUGCCUGUGGGUGACAUUUCUGUGCAGAUAUUUAAAAUCUUUUAAGGUGGCAAUAUUCAAACAACAAAAGUAAAACUAGUUCUUUUAGAAGCAAUUAUAUUUUUGAAUGAUAAACAAAACAUAAUCGUGCACAUGUUUGUGUUGACGGUUGUGAUUUUACUGAAUAAACUAUGAGUGGAAAUGUAGAAAUAGUAUCACAAUGCAUGAUGGGAUGUUAAAACUCCUCACAUACCCUGAGAACAGGUCGUUUGCCUGCUUUCCAGACGAUGUUGUUUGAAUGUGUUCUUAGCGAGUUUAUAGGUAAUUAACUUAAAAGUUAAACUUUGUAUAAUUUAUUGUUACAAACUUUGUUGCAGUGCUGACGUGCUUAUUCAACUGUUAGUGAUUUGAAUGACAUUAAAUUAUUUAAAUUGCUCACUUUGAAGUAACUUUAUUUUUCCUGCUCGUGGAUUUUCGCGCCCGCAGCUUUCAGCGCUCGGUGCCGCGAUGUCAGCGCCGUGGGUCUGUUUAAAGACGACAGCAGAACACUUGCAGUGAAAUGGAUCUCAAACACCGCGUUAGAAAAAUGAUGGGAUGUUUGCACAGCGAUUGUCUGUUGCAUGUUUAAAGCUUUACUCCACCGCAUCAGGAUGGAAACACGGAGGCUGUGCCAAGUUCUUGUCGGCGGAACAGUUAUCUUCACUGUUGUGGAGAAGCAGG
Molecule: messenger RNA, 2054 nt
Organism: Paralichthys olivaceus (Japanese flounder)
Lineage: Eukaryota; Metazoa; Chordata; Actinopteri; Pleuronectiformes; Paralichthyidae
Product: regulator of G-protein signaling 1-like
Source: RefSeq, a predicted model, not a curated record